CGGACAUGUAACUGCAUCACAAAACCAGCCUCCAUAUGAACAUAUCAAGCUGCAAAGUUUCCCGUGGACAUGGCACAGUUUCACGUCUUUGAAGCACCUGUAUCAGGCUUUAAUUUCGAGAAUUCGACAAGAAAUGUUUUAUUGGAGAAUGCUCUGGGUGAGGGGAAAAGUAAGACGCCCAAACCUGUCAAGACUGGCACAACCAUCGCAGGAGUGGUGUUUAAGGAUGGUGUGGUCCUGGGAGCUGACACAAGGGCUACCUCCAGCGAAGUAGUUGCUGACAAAAUGUGUGAAAAAAUUCACUACAUUGCUCCAAACAUAUAUUGUUGCGGAGCAGGGACGGCAGCAGACACAUUUAAAACUACAGAAUUGCUCUCUUCCAACCUCGCCAUUUUCUCCUUGAAUAGCGAGAGGAACCCCAGAGUCACCAUGGCAGCUCACAUACUACAGGAUAUGCUCUUCAGAUAUCGAGGUAUGAUUGGGGCAAAUUUAAUUCUAGGAGGGGUCGACUUCACAGGGAAUCAUCUCUACACAGUGGGGCCCUAUGGGAGCAUGGACAAGCGUCCAUAUCUUGCAAUGGGAUCCGGCGAUUUAGCUGCUAUGGGUAUCCUGGAGGACAGAUUUAAAGCCAAUAUGGAGCUAGAUGAGGCUAAGGCAUUGGUGUGUGAUGCGAUCCAUUCGGGCAUCAUGAGUGAUCUUGGUUCGGGUCACAACAUAGACCUAUGUGUGAUCACCAGACAAGGGGUUGAUUACAUCAGACCUUAUCAGGAGUCUGAAUACAAAGACACAAGAAAGGACAAAUAUAAGUAUAAGCCAGGAACCACCCCAGUUUUGACAGAGAAUGUGGUUCGUCUGGAGCUGGAGCUACUGCACGAGACAGUUCAGACUAUGGAAACAGCCUGAGCUAAGAAAGCACAAUCAGUCAUGAUGUUUGUUAUUCAGUACCAUUUAUUCACCAUUUAUUACCAUCAUCAUUAACUUUUGUUAAUGCUUAUUGAUAUAAUGAUAUUGUAAUAAAUGCAUGAUAUCCUGG
This is a messenger RNA of Ictalurus furcatus (blue catfish), 1033 nucleotides long. RefSeq names its product proteasome 20S subunit beta 13a (gene psmb13a). The record is from RefSeq and is a predicted model, not a curated record. NCBI's taxonomy places the organism in Eukaryota, Metazoa, Chordata, Actinopteri, Siluriformes, Ictaluridae. The coding region runs from base 70 to 903 and encodes 277 amino acids. The transcript has 8 exons. Gene Ontology annotation, molecular function: threonine-type endopeptidase activity. Gene Ontology annotation, cellular component: proteasome core complex.